Messenger RNA from Hordeum vulgare subsp. vulgare (domesticated barley), 1334 nucleotides. Its product is annotated as ankyrin repeat and SAM domain-containing protein 6-like. The transcript is spliced from 2 exons. Bases 23 to 784 code for a protein of 253 amino acids. Lineage: Eukaryota; Viridiplantae; Streptophyta; Magnoliopsida; Poales; Poaceae. Gene Ontology annotation, molecular function: protein binding. The record is from RefSeq and is a predicted model, not a curated record.
GCGCCGCCACACACCACACCACAUGGCCGAUCUCCACCCCCUCCACCCGCCGGAGCCCGACACCAACGGCGGCGCGGCCGCCGCCUCCGCCUCCGCCUCCGCGCUGCUCAUGCCCGGGGACCCCGCGGCCGAGGCGGCCGCCGCCGCCGCCGCGGCCGAGCCCCCCGCCCCGCCCUACUCCAAGCGCCGCCGCCGCCCCAGCGUCCGCCUCGGCGACAUUGGUGCGCAGGCCACGGCCUCCGACGCGCAGCUCCCGCGCCGCCACCGCAAGCCCUCGUCCCACCCCCGCCCGCCGCGCCGGUCCCACCCGGACGACGCCCUUGACCCCAACGCCCGCGCCCGCCCCAAGCCCGGCCAGCGCCGCCCCCGCACCGCCUGGAUCCCGGCGCCCCACAGGGGCGCCGACGGCUACGAAGACGAGGAGGGCCACCACUACUACGACGACGCCGACCAGUCCGACUCCGCCGCCGCCGCCGCCGCCAGGGCCGCUAGGGUUUCGGGCAGCCGCGAGGCCAGCGUCGACGAGUCCGACGGCGUCGCCGACUGGGGCCUCCCCAACGGCGGCGCGGCCUGCUACGGCGGCGGCGGUGGCGUUAGGGCCUGGCUCGACGGCCUCGGCCUCUCCCGGUACGCUCCCGUCUUCGAGAUCCACGAGGUGGACGACGAGGUGCUCCCGCUGCUCACCCUGGAGGACCUCAAGGACAUGGGCAUCGGCGCCGUCGGCUCCAGGAGGAAGAUGUUCGCCGCCAUCCAGAAGCUCCGCAGCAGCGACACCGUGUCCUGAGUUGGCUUGCAGGACUGCAAGCUCACCGAUUCUCAGAAAUACAAAAAAGGAAAGAAGAAGGAGAAGAUGAUCCAGUCAACUGGCUAACGGCAUAAAAGGAAUGCUAGUGAUGAAUGUCGGGGAGGGAGGCUGAGAUGGUUGCCGCUGAUUACUCUGGCAGGGUGGCAGCAAAUGUGCCCUGUCCAUGCCGCUGGGGCUUGAUAGCGCCACAAUGGCAGGCCAGGCACGGAGGUCAAGGUAACCAUUGGAAUGUUUUGUUUGCAUGUAAGCAUGUAUGUUUUGGAUGUAAGGGGCUUACCUGAUGAUGAUCGUUGGUCCUUGGGUGAAUUCUGUUCGGCACACCAGGAUGAAUGAAAUGAAGGUGGGUCUGGCAUGAGGGUAUCGGUAAGAGGGUACUCUGGUAGCCAGGGUGACUUGCCCAUGGAACCGCCGGAUGCCGCUCUGUGGGCAGAGAACCCGGCUGCCAGGGGAGGUUCACAGGCAAAUCAUCCUUGGCUAUCGAAGAUGGCCUCUUACCCCCAUGCAAGACCUCCCUCGCAUGUGUCCUGUU